AUGUCCGGUGAUUUGUCUUUAAGUCCUAACCGUCCAUCGAUGAAUAAUCGAAAACGUCCACUAGCAGAUGCUUCUUCGGAACUGAAUACUCCCAAACGGGAAUAUUACCCGCAUUUUCAACCCUACCCGUACAUGAAUAUGAUAACUCCUCCACCAAUGUUCCAAUCAACCCCAUUCACCAUGCGAAACGAUGAAAAUCAACCUCCUCCGCAUUUCAUGGAAUAUUGCCCACCGAUGCCAUUCCCACCCUACACACCAUUCAGCUGUCCAUCGGCUAAUUCAUCUACAUUGUCGAACUCUUCCAGCAAUGAUUCGGGAAUCAGUGGUGGUAGUGCCUCAUCGAGCUGUGAAAACUCUCCAUCGACGUCAUCUGAACCGAAGUCGAAGGACGAUGAAGUGCUUUUUCAAGUGCCCAGUCGACUAAAUCAUAUCAGCAAAAAUAAAGUAACCCUCGCUGAAUUGAAACGACGGAUUGCACCUCCAGAAUGCCUAAAUAGCAGCUUCCUCGGCAUCUACCUCAGACUGGCAAAAACCAAAGAAGUUGGUAAGGAAUUGCGGGACAAUCUAGCAAAACAUGGAAUCUCACUGCCAUCUGGCCGACGAAAAGGACUUCAGAAUACUGUAUUCACUUGUCUUGUUGAGGAAGAAGCAACUCAACUCGGACGUGAUAUGCAUACUCUAGUCCAACAACACUAUCCCGUCAGGCCACUGAUUGAUAUGGCUGCACGCAAGUCGAUCAGCCAUCCAGAGGAAAGGCAGAGGGAUCUAAUUGGAGCGAUAAGAAUUCUUGACGAAUUGAACACCAUGUUCAAUGAACUCCAAACUCCGCUAUCCACUCGAAUUUGUAACAAUGUACCCAUUCACAACGAACUGGAAGUUGGAAUGAAUCACUUCAGCUUGAUCACGCAUACCUUUGGCCCAAUAAAUCAAUCUACCUGGUGCAAUGCAUUUUUAAAUUAUGCCAAAAUGUCACUGGCAAUGUAUCAAAACCGAAUGGAACCUGCAAAUCCACAGUAUAAUCAAUGAAGCUGAAAACAUAUUUUAAACACUUAUUUAUGGUACCUGAUUGAAGGAUCUCUUGCAAACAAAUCAUAAGUUUUAUUGUUGAGUAUUUUAUUAGCUCUAGAUUUCGAUACGGAUUUGAUCUUCCAAAAAGUUGACCUCGGUUGUGAAUUAUUUAUAACUAGUGUGCUGAUUGUAUAUUUUAGUGCAGCUCAGAGAAUUUAGGUUAAUAAGUUUAUAGAUAAUAAACUAUGUGCCCGUUUCAUCUUAAGAUGUGUAUAUAGCCAUAUUAUGAUAAAAGUAUUUUGAAA
This is a messenger RNA of Cylicocyclus nassatus, 1313 nucleotides long. NCBI's taxonomy places the organism in Eukaryota, Metazoa, Nematoda, Chromadorea, Rhabditida, Strongylidae. The record is from the annotation of a GenBank genome assembly.